AUUUCCCAAAAAAUUUUUUUGAUGCCUUCUGGACCAAAAAAAUCAGCUCUUUUUAUUGGUACAAACGGUUUAAGUCUACCACAUUAUAAUUCAAAGUUAUUCACCGUGAUAUAAAAGUCACAAACAUGAUUGUUCAAUAUGGUAUGGCAAUAAGACUUAAGUCAAUUUAUGUCUCUUGUACCAUAUAUUGGCGAAUAACUGCUAUGAUCUAGAAGGCAUAUGUCUUGACAUAAGCCUUGCUGAUCUUAAUGAUCUAGAAGGCAUAUGAUCUAAAAGGCAUAUGUCUUGACAUAAGCCUUGCUGAUCUUAAUGAUCUAGAAGGCAUAUGAUCUAGAAGGCAUAUGUCUUGACAUAAGCCUUGCUGAUCUUAAUGAUCUAGAAGGCAUAUGAUCUAGAAGGCAUGUGUCUUGACAUAAGCCUUGUUUAACAUAACAUAAAUGUUUUUAAAAAAAUAUUAAGUAUACAAAAAGCCUAAAAAUAAAAGUUUUGGCUAAUAAUAAAUAAUAAUAGGGACAUUAGAUAUAUUUUAAUUCCUUACAAAAUAGUUAUCUAUUUUCUAGCACAGCACUUUUUUAUUUUAGUUGUAUUGGCAAAAUCCGCAAAUAUUUUGUAUCUGAUGCAUACUUAUGUGUCAAAUUACUCAUAAACAUUCCUUAGUAUUUAUACUACAGUCGACUGUGUGCUGUGUAAGUGUUUAACUUGGCAUUUUGUAUUAUUUUGUUAAACCUGUUUUUAACAGCCUAAAUAGUUUAUUUGAACAAUAGGAGAGUUUCAGUUUAUUAAUAGUAUAUAUUUUUAAAAAUUACUAUCAAAAUGAAAAGAGUUGAAAAGAUAAUGGCACUCGUACAUCAUAGUAGUUUAAGGGGUAAGUAUUGAAAUAUUUCCUUUAAAAUUUGUUUGGCAUAAACUAAAGAUUAUUGUUUUGCAUCUACUUCGUAAGUUUUAUUGUGACAGUAAAAUAACAUAAGAAUAAUAUUCCUUUCAGAUCAAGCCGUUACUGAAAAUAACGAUGAUUCUCAGCCAUGUAAUAAUUCGAUGACCAACUAUGCAGCUAUUUCAACAGAAGAAAAUAAUAUAGAGACACAACUUGAAACAACAGCAACUGAAGUACUUAUUGAUAUUGAUAGAGCACAUUUAGCAUGUAUCACUGCUUCUGUCGACCACAUUGAAAGCUCAAAAGGUAUGCAUGACUAUUAUUGUACAACGUAUACGAGGUAUAAAAUUGCAAAUACUAAUCAUGUAAAUAUUUUAGAAAACAUUGUCAAUCCACAAGUGGAGAAAUUAGAAGCAACAGGAAUAAUAUUUGUUGACAUGGGUACCCUUCCUGCUGAGGAAUCUUCUAGUAAUUGCCAAACUGACAUUUCAAAAGGAAACAUUGUGUAUUCACAACUUGAGGAAAAAAUAACAGAAGUGAUUGAUAUUGCUAGUCUGGACGUUUAUAUUUUACCUGAAGGUGAAUUAGUAACUAAUAAUUUAGUAGACCAGACAGAUGUAGCAGAAGAUGAAUUAGUAACUAACAAUUUAGUAGACCGGACAGAUGUAGCAGAAGAUGAAUUAGUAACUAAUAAUUUAGUAGACCACACAGAUGUAGCAGAAGAUGAAUUAGUAACUAAUAAUUUACUAGACCAGACAGAUGUAGCAGAAGAUGAAUUAGUAACUAAUAAUUUAGUAGACCAGACAGAUGUAGCAGAAGAUGAAUUAGUAACUAAUAAUGUAGUAGACCAGACAGAUGUAGCAGAAGAUGAAUUAGUAACUAAUAAUUUACUAGACCAGACAGAUGUAGCAGAAGAUGAAUUAGUAACUAAUAAUUUAGUAGACCGGACAGAUGUAGCAGAAGAUGAAUUAGUAACUAAUAAUUUAGUAGACCGGACAGAUGUAGCAGAAGAUGAAUUAGUAACUAAUAAUUUAGUAGACCAGACAGAUGUAGCAGAACCUCGUGAUACAAGUACAAAUAUUAAAAAACGAAAAAGAGGAGUGGGACCUUGGGUUCGAGUUGUUCGAAAAGAAAGAACAGAUAAAAAAAAUCGUGGAGACAGUUAUGUUACUGUAACAGGAAAGCAUGUAGCUCAAAGAAUGGUAAAAGAGACAUUGAAACCAUGUAGAUCGAAAUGUGCAGAUUUCUUUACCUUUGAUGUAAGGCAGACAAUAUUUCAAGAAUAUUGGUCACUUGGGACUCACGAUAGGCGGACACAGUACAUUAGUGGCUUAGUUACGUGCAAAAAUACUAUGACAACAAGAAAAAGAAAUGAAGACUCAGCCAAAUCCAGACAAGUCACAUAUACAUACCAUUUAGAGUACAAAGGUGAACGUCGUGUUGUAUGUAAAACGUGUUUUAUGGAUAUUUUAGAUGAAAAGGAGAAAUUUGUAAGAAUUGCAUUAACUAACAAAGGUAACCACAGAUCAGGUAUUACAGAUGCAGAUAAACGAGGAAGAAAAUCACCUGGAAACAAAAAAACCGAACAUAUGAGAGAGUUAAUUAUAAAUCAUAUUAACUCAUUCCCGCAAUACGAAAGUCACUAUACUCGCAGAGACAACAUUAACAAGUAUCUUCCCAAUCAUCUUAGUUUGAAAAAAAUGUAUGAACUUUAUCGCGAGGCAGUAACUGAGCCAGUUUCUAGGACCCUAUACGAGGAACAAUUUCACAAAAUGAAAUUAAAAUUUAAAGAAAGAAAAACUGAUACGUGUCACAAAUGUGAUGUAUACAAGAUGAAACUGGAAGUUUGUGAUAAUGAGGAACAAAAACAGAUGAUUGUGGAAGAGACCAAUUCACAUCAUGAGGCAGCAGACUUAGCGUAUAACACAAAGAAAGAGGACAAAGCAAGAGCUCAGAUUGAUCCAUCCAUUAAAUGCUACACCUUUGAUUUACAGCAGUGUCUUCCAACGCCAGAUCUAGAAACCUCUGUGGCAUUUUACAAAAGGUUGUAUUGGACAUAUAACUUGACCAUUCACGAUUGCGCUACAGGCAAGGCAUCUUGUUAUUUAUGGCACGAAACUUUAGCCAAGCGUGGCGCAAACGAAAUUGCAUCGUGUCUCUAUAAAGAAAUAAUGGAUUUACCAGAUUCAGUCAAAAAAAUUAUUCUAUACUCUGACACAUGUGGAGGACAGAACAAGAACUCACACGUAGCCGCUAUGUUUACCUAUCUAUUACAACAGAAAAAUACAAUAGAAGAAAUUCACCACAAAUUUCUAAUACCCGGCCACACCAGAAUGGAAUGUGAUGCAGAUCAUUCUUUAAUAGAAAAAAAGAAAAAAAAGAGUGCUACUUUAAUAGCCCAUCCUCACGACUGGUCUACAUUAAUUAGAUGUACCAGUAAUAAAUUUAAAAUAGUAGAAAUGGAACAAAACGAAUUUUUGGACUUCGCAGAACUUUUAAAGGGUCCAUUAGUCCAAAAACACAAAAAUAACAGCGGUGAGCGUUUUUUAUGGCGUGAGUGCCAAUGGUUGAUUUAUGGCCGGAUAUUCGGUCAAUUCGAUUAUAGUACAUCACUAAAAUCUGAUACACCUUUUAAACGUAUGUCGUUAAGAAGGAGAGGUCGCGGUCACACAAUUAAUGUCACUUCUGCGUACACGGGUCCUCUUCCUAUCACAAAAGAAAAAAAGAAAGAUAUACUAGAUCUAAUUGAUUUAAUACCUCCGGUAUUCCAUCAAUUUUACAGGGAUCUUCCAAUUUCCCUAAAUAUACCGGAAAUUGAUCCGGAUCUCGAGGAAAUAGAUCCAGAGAUCUGAAAGACUUUUGGUAUAAUAAUCAUUUUUAUUUUCUAGAUCUGGUUUACUUUUUUAUUUUUAUUAAUAAUUAUUUGUUAAAAAACAUAUUCAUUUGUCAAUAUUUUGUCAGUAAAAUAUUUAAUGCUGUUUUGGUUUUAAUUACCAAUCCAUUUUAAUCACUUUCAAUGGUAGAUACACAAAAAUAUAGAUAUAGAAAAGUCGCGGUCAGUAGGUCUUAAGUCAGUAAAUAGUAAGAUCUAUAUGUCUUAAGUGCAUUUAAAAUAUUAAAAAUCUACGAAAAUCGUCUUCUGGCUAUAAUUAUCAUUUUAUUAUGGUAAAUUGAAUGGUACUGUUGUACUAAAUUGGUUAAAGGUAACAUGUGCGAUUUAUAACAAUUUUUGAAACAUUCAAGUAUUCCCCCUGUAAACUUUGAUUUUAUGACUUAAGCCCUUUUUCCCAAACAUCAGAG
Messenger RNA from Diabrotica virgifera virgifera (western corn rootworm), 4174 nucleotides. RefSeq lists its product as uncharacterized. Bases 1036 to 3726 code for a protein of 896 amino acids. The record is from RefSeq and is a predicted model, not a curated record. NCBI's taxonomy places the organism in Eukaryota, Metazoa, Arthropoda, Insecta, Coleoptera, Chrysomelidae. The transcript is spliced from 3 exons.